CUGAUUGAUUGACUCCCAGCUACGGGAGCUUUUCCACAGCUCGACCACACACCAUCCACGAUACUAUCGGCGUUAAUAUUUUGGGAACGGAAUCAAAGGGGCGCCCCGAGUCCAUUUCACACUUGUGCCGAUUUUCAAUCGACCAGAUCGUGAGAGCUUCCGGCUCUCCUUGUCCGUCACUUGCUCGCAACCACCCACCGACUGCUUCGUCCAGACACAUCUCAGCAACGCCAAGAUGUCCUCCCCCUUCUCAAUAAACGGCGGCGCCUGCGUAGCGAUGGUCGGCAAAGACUGCGUCGCAAUAGCCUGCGACCUGCGCCUGGGCCUGCAAGCCCUGACGGUGUCCAACAACUUCCCCAAGAUCUUCCAGUACGGCGACCACGUCUUCCUCGGCCUGACGGGCCUCGCCACCGACGUCUCGACCGUGUCGGACCUCUUCCGCUACAAGGUCAACAUGUACCGCCUGCGCGAGGAGCGGCACAUCGCACCCCGCACUUUCGCCAACCUCGUCAGCAGCAGCCUGUACGAGAGGCGGUUCGGCCCCUAUUUUGUCUCGCCCGUCGUGGCCGGCCUGGAGCCCAAGACGGGCAAACCGUUCAUCUGCGGUUUCGACAGCAUCGGGUGCAUUGAUUUUGCAAAGGACUUUAUUGUAUCCGGGACGGCGACGGAGCAGUUAUUUGGCAUGUGCGAGAGUUUGUGGGAGCCGGACCUGGGCCCGGACGCGCUCUUCGAGACCAUCUCGCAGGCGCUCCUCAACGCUGUCGACCGCGACGCCCUCUCCGGCUGGGGCGCCCAUGUCUACAUCAUCGAGAAGAACAAGGUGACUAAGAGGUUGUUGAAGGGGCGGCAGGAUUAGGGGCAUUUGGUGGAUACAAUACAACGGACGAGACUUGCGCUUCCGCGACGAAGCCGGGCAUACGGGGCAUUGUAACUCUAAGCCAUUCUCAGAUACUGUUGUCGAGAGCUGCAAGACAGACCGCAUACACUGCUAUGAUUACAGAGCGAUCUGCACGUUUCGAGUUCAACAUAUACCACCGGUUCAAAUCGGUCAAUUUAUCUACUCCUACACAAGUCUACGUGUGUGUAUAUACGCUCUCCCUCUAUUGCUCCUUCUUCGCCUUGGGCAACCUGCGCG
Parathielavia appendiculata is the source of this 1135-nucleotide messenger RNA. Its product is annotated as proteasome-domain-containing protein. The coding region runs from base 278 to 856 and encodes 192 amino acids. Gene Ontology annotation, cellular component: proteasome core complex, beta-subunit complex; proteasome core complex. NCBI's taxonomy places the organism in Eukaryota, Fungi, Ascomycota, Sordariomycetes, Sordariales, Chaetomiaceae. The record is from RefSeq and is a predicted model, not a curated record. The transcript has 4 exons. Gene Ontology annotation, biological process: proteasome-mediated ubiquitin-dependent protein catabolic process.